This is a messenger RNA of Cherax quadricarinatus, 840 nucleotides long. NCBI's taxonomy places the organism in Eukaryota, Metazoa, Arthropoda, Malacostraca, Decapoda, Parastacidae. The record is from RefSeq and is a predicted model, not a curated record.
CAUUCCCCAGACUGCAGCACCGCAUAACACUUAUGAGUUUAUAAUAAUUCUUUCCUUGGAUCAGACCAGAUUAGUCACAUUCCCCAGACUGCAGUGCUGUAUAACCCUUAUGGGUUUAUAAUACUCCUUUCCUUAGAUUAAACCAGAUUAUCGCAUUCCCAGGCUGUCGCUUUUAUGACCCUUACGAGUUUACUGCUUAAAUAUAUGCAUAUGUUUGUGACACCCAUAGCCCCACAUGCCUGUGGUGGGCAUGUCAAAGUUUAUGUGCGUACACGGCCUCUCCUACAGCAGGAAGAGGAGCAGGGUGCGCGGAGCAUCUUAGCUGUUUGUGCUGCAAAUAAAGAGGUUGUCGUCGAUGAUGCACAUGAUAGACCGUACAAGUUUGAAGAGGUCUUUGAAGAAAGCUGUACACAAGAAAUAGUUUUUAGGAAGGCAGUGGCACCUCUUGUAACCAAAGUAAAGGAGGGUCACAAUGCUACUAUUUUUGCAUAUGGUCAAACAGGAUCAGGAAAGACCUUCACAAUGGGUACAAACCCAUGUAGUGCAAAGGUUAAUUUUAUUUGUAAUUUGUUGUCCUGUUUACCAUGUCACAUUUGUGACCCAUUGUGGGUCACAAAAAUGUUUACCUUGUGUAAUACAGUUUGCAUAAGAUAUCCUCAGCAAGGCACAACCUGCAGUCCUCCGUGUCCUGUUUAAAUUAAAAUCAAACUACAGUGGACCCAUGAUUUAAUAAACUAAUAGGAGAGACUGAGUGUCCAUCAAAACUGAUUGUCUGUUAACAGGAAUACAAUAAUGAAACUGAUUUUCCGCAAUUGUAGCAAUAAGGGACAUUAUGAAUUU